AUGGAGACGCCCCGCGCGGCUCGCUGCCCCGAGCGGCCUCGGGGCCCAAGGGUGCUCCGGCGCCCCCCCGCCUUCGCGCCGACCCCGAGCGGCGGCGGGGCACCCGGCGCCGCCCGCGGCGGCGGCCCCGAGCGCGGCGGGGAGGUGGGCGCCGCGCCGUGCCGGGGCUCCGCGGCGGUGCCAGGCGCGCCCCCGGACGUCGCGGACAUCCCCCGCCCGAGGUUCUGCGGCCAGUGCAGCCCCUCGAGCGAGGGGAGCAUCGGCCACCCGAGGUUCUGCAGGUCGGGGUGCGUGCACGUCCUGGCUGGCACCCGCUGCCCGCGCGGCCCCGAUUGCACGUGGUGCCACGACCCAUCUUGCAAGACGAGGAGGCACCUGGACAAGAGGUCUCGGCAACUGUUCAGGGAGAUGGACGACCUCUCCAAGAUCCGCACGGUCUGGCCUGUUCUGAAGUCGAAGAUGGACGAAGUUGGCCUCGGAGGUGUGGCCACACGGGCCCUGGAGAAGUGGCGCUGUGAUAUCACGAGCAUGCCGGAGUUUGCAGGACAUCCCCAGGAUGUACGUCUGCCGAGCCAACACUGUUUAGAAAGACUGCGCAGGUUCAGGCUGACCGAUUUGUGCGCCUGCCCCAUACUCCCGGAGUGCGUUGCGGAGCGCACGGAGCGUUUGCUAAUGGAGUUGCGGGCGUUCGAGCGUACCCGUAUUUACGCUGAUGAUGGUUUCACCCAUGUCCUUUGCCACGUUGGAAAGUAA
This is a messenger RNA of Prorocentrum cordatum, 753 nucleotides long. Lineage: Eukaryota; Dinophyceae; Prorocentrales; Prorocentraceae. The record is from the annotation of a GenBank genome assembly.